UUUAUCUUAGUUAUUAACCGAGCUAGGGUCUAUGCAGUAAAGCCCACGUGGUGGCUUUGCACAGAGUGUCCACUGUGCCCACUCUGUACCAAUGGAUUCCUCAAGGAAAACGUCGAACAGCAGGUCCAGUGGAUAUAAAUCACAGGAUGGAAAGAGCCGCUCAUACCACGAUGACCACAAUAGCCCAAAUAAAAAGCAACUUACAAGGGUAAACUCCAAGGAUGGCUAUGGACAUAGUGAUCGAAACACUAAGAAGGACCACUCUCGGGAUAAUGCUAGUGAAGCUUCUGUGGAAGUACAGAAAAAUGAACCGACCCUGAAGAAGGAGAUUGACCUCUCAGUGCCAUCCACAGUCGAGAACAACAGUAUCAUAGAAGGGCUAGCACUGCAGAGACUCUGCGAUGAAAAACCUGAUAUUGACAUCCUGGUGACUACAUUAAUGCAGCUGUAUGAUUCAAUGGAUAAACCAGUGGCACAACAAGAGCUCUUAGAUAAGAUUGAAGUAACGGGACUCCGCUUAAGGGCCAAGCUUGAUUCAGAUGUUAUACGUGCUGCGUGGCGAUUUAAGGAUGCUAUACAACACGCCAGGCAUGUAGCAGUUAAACGCCGGUGCCUAAACGACAAUGUACCGAAGCUUUAUCGUAACCUAGAACUUAGUUGCUCUAGACGACUGUGGAAUAAGAGUGUCAAUGACCAUUACGAUAAGAUGUACAAGGUCAUCACUAAAAUACCCAGCGUACCACAACUUAAACACCGGCAACAGCAGAUUAUAUCCAGACAGGAGCAUAUAAAAUCACAAAUCGCAGCAUUGAAGCAACAAAUUAUCGCACAAAGAUCGCAACUGGAAGAUAUAUCAAACAUGCUUACUAAUACAACGGUGCCCGAGACACCAAGUACCGUGUGAAGUAACACAAUUGAACUAG
Messenger RNA from Babesia bovis T2Bo, 923 nucleotides. RefSeq lists its product as uncharacterized. Lineage: Eukaryota; Apicomplexa; Aconoidasida; Piroplasmida; Babesiidae. Bases 92 to 904 code for a protein of 270 amino acids. The record is from RefSeq and is a predicted model, not a curated record. The transcript is spliced from 2 exons.